AUGUUUGUACAACACUUAUGGUGCAUAGCUACUGGAAAUCGUCAUAGGCUCUUUCACAUCAACCUUGCAGGAGGAGCUGCUGCUAUUACUGAAACAUGGAGAUUUAGGAAGUCGGUUAAUUCAUGCAUUGAACAAAUUCUUUGCAUGGAUGGAAGCCGAAUGCAAAAAGAGUUGGCAAAUAUAAUGUUGAGAAGAUAUCAUAUUUUGGCAUUCACAUUUGAGGAAGUAAUCCGUUCAAAGGCUUAUAGUGGAGGUGUUUAUUGGUUAGCUUCUCUAACACGCAUGGGCGAAAAGACUACCCUUCUAUCACCCGAUCCUGUUGUUACAUCUGGCAUUCCAUGUUGCAGGUUAGUACAGAACCCUGGUGAAUUUGUAAUGACAUUUCCAAGGGCUUACCACAUAGGAUUCUACCAUGACUCUAAUAUCAAACCAUUGUCUUUAAAGGUUUCAAUUGUGGGGAAGCUGCUAAUUUUGGAGCCCCCAAAGUGGCUUUCAGUAGCUAAAGAGGCUGCAGUGCACAGAGCUGCCAUGAAUUUUCUUCCUAUGCUUUUUCAUCAACAAUUGCUUUACCUAUUGACCAUGUCAUUUAUUCCAAGGGUGCCUAGGUCCUUGUUACUAGGGAUAAGAAGCUCUCGUUUAAAAGAUCAUCAGAAAGAAGAACAUGAGCUUUUGGCGAAGAAGGAAUUCAGUUCUUCACCAUUCCAUUAA
Lactuca saligna is the source of this 708-nucleotide messenger RNA. The record is from the annotation of a GenBank genome assembly. NCBI's taxonomy places the organism in Eukaryota, Viridiplantae, Streptophyta, Magnoliopsida, Asterales, Asteraceae.